AUGUUACCCUCAGGAAACAAGAGGACCAAGAUCAGACCGCCCAGACGGUCACUCUUAGAUAACGCCAUCAGUGGCGUUGUCAAGGACCACGGAGCGGAGUUUGAGAAGUCAUGGAGGUUACUCCUGAUAGCCAUCAAGCUGAUCCAAGAGAAGAACGUGUCGGAGUUAUCAUAUGAACAACUCUAUCGUAUGGCAUACACUUUGGUGUUGAAGAACUAUGGUACCAAGUUAUAUGAUAAUGUGUGUCAGCAGAUCAAGCAACAUUUGUUACAACGACGGUUACAUUUGGUACUGAGUGAUAUGAUGGAUGAUGAAGCCAAUUUCCUUAAAGAGAUUUCGAUCGAAUGGAACGAACAUCUUCAAGCCAUGAAGUUUAUUAGUGACGUGUUAAUGUAUAUGAAUCGAGUCCACGUAAAGGAGCAGAAGGUUCCCUAUAUCUAUGAUUUGGGGAUAGUGCUCUUUUUGGAGAACGUCAUAGAGUAUAAUGAUCAUGAGAUAGGUCACAGACUAAUUGAUACCAUUAUACUGGAGAUCAACAAUAGCUGGAAGGGUCAGAUCAUUACUACCAAAACUUAUAUAACUAAGACCAUUAGUAUGAUGAACGAAUUAGAGUAUGGCAAGAGAACAGUUGCAGCAGCUACAGUUACAGCAGAUGAUGUUGAUAAUGAAGGGUCCAAUUAUUAUCAAAGGUAUUUCGAACCGAGAUUCCUUUCUGUAUCUUCUACAUUUUUCUCUCAAUUUGCAUUGGAGUGUUUGGCACUUGAAUCUGGAUCUCAUUAUGUCCAGGCAACCUCACAGUUUAUCAAUGAACAAGAAAGUAUGCUGAAUUUUUUCCUCUCCACUACCACUCAUCCGAAACUAAUGCAAUUGAUGUGCAACGUAUUGGUGAAAGAUAGAAUUGACUAUAUCAUUAGUCUUCCAUAUGAAAACCACGGUCUAUCGUAUUGGCUAGACAAUGUGAUUCGAAAUAUAACGGCGACCACUCGUUCUGACCCUCAUUAUGAAGAACUAAGACUACUCUAUGACCUUGUGGGGAGAUUUGAUCCAGAAAGAAAACUAUUGAAACUCAGACUUCGAGAUAGAAUCAUUGAAGAUGGUCAGAAAAUUGAACAAAUUGCCUUAGAAAUGGCUCAAAAUUCAAUUAAAUCAUCAUCAUUUUCUUCUUCCGCAUCUAAAAAGAGCCCUUCAAUCUCCUUCAAUUCUUCCUCAUUUGCAACUAAUUGGGUAAAUUCCGUACUUGAUUUCAAAAACCAAUAUUUUAAGAUCAUUUCUCGUUCAUUUGGUCGAGAUCAUACCUUUGAAGAGUCUAUUAUCUCUUCUAUGAGAACUUUUGUUAAUAAGAAUGGUUUCAAUGCUCCUGAGAUCUUAUCAAUAUAUAUUGAUCACUGUUUAAAACAAUUAACUAAAGGUGGCAGUAAGACACCAGUCGAUGAGCUUUUGGGGAACGCAUUGACAUUCAUUAACUUGAUCCGAGAUAAAGAUGCCUUUGAAGCGUACUACGCCAACCAUUUCGCUAAGCGGUUCUUGAAUUCCAAAGGUGGAGCUUCAAGAAUGGUAGAUGGCAUGGAUAUUGAAGAUCUAUUCAUAUCUAAAGUGGUGGAUAUGUUGGGGCUUUCUACUGUUGCCAAACUUCUAAAGAUGAACAAGGAGACGAAGCUGUCAUGGGAACUCACCAAAGAGUGGAAGAAACUUGUGGAAGCCGAUAAAGAUAAAAGCUUGAUAGAAAUGGAAUUGAAGAUUUGCAACACUGUGGAUUGGCCCAAGUCCAUGACUAAAGAUUAUCGAAUAUUCGUAGGAGAUGAAGCCGAGGGACAAGCUCCCUUUAUAUGGCCCAAACAACUCCGUCAUACUAUGAAACAAUUUGAAGAGUACUGGAGUCUGGGGAAGAAGAAUUCUUCUAAGAAAUUAUAUUGGAGUCCCAAGUUCGGGAAUAUGGAACUAAGAAUAUCAUACCCUUCAAGGACUUACGACAUUAGUCUUUCCACUUAUGCGGGGAUAAUCAUGCUCUUAUUUGCUCCCCAAUCAGAUGAAAGUUGUAUACUGCCAUUCGAAGAAAAGAGAUCAUACACUUAUACGGAGAUAAAGGGACUAACUCAAAUCAACGAUGCGGAUUUAAGAAGACAACUUCAAUCGAUAGCUGUGGCUCCUCGACUGAGACUUUUAACCAAAACCCCAAUGUCUAAAGAAGUAAAUGAUCUGGAUAUCUUCCAAUUGAAUGAAAAGUUCAAGUCUCCAACCACUAAAGUUAAAGUCCUUACAGUUUCAUCAUCAUCUUCAUCAUCUGGCUCUACAGGGAAGGUAACAGCGACAACCGCAGACGAUGAUUCUCUGGAAGUUAAUGCCCGUAUUAUCGAAGGAAGAAAGGUCAUUCUAGAUGCAGCAGUCGUUCGUAUUAUGAAGUCUCGAAUGUCAUUGAACCAUAAUGAUCUCAUAGGUGAAUUGCUUAAACAAUUAGCAUCCAGGUUCCAGCCACUGCCAUUGAUGAUUAAACAAUGUUUGGCGGGGUUAAUAGAGAAGGAUUACAUUAUGAGAGAUCCGAAGGAACGGAACGUUUAUCGGUACAUUGCAUAA
Molecule: messenger RNA, 2571 nt
Organism: Lizanozyma spartinae
Lineage: Eukaryota; Fungi; Ascomycota; Pichiomycetes; Serinales; Debaryomycetaceae
Gene: CUL3
Product: cullin
Exons: 1
Coding region: 1-2571 (856 amino acids)
Biological process (GO): protein ubiquitination; ubiquitin-dependent protein catabolic process
Cellular component (GO): Cul3-RING ubiquitin ligase complex
Molecular function (GO): ubiquitin protein ligase binding
Source: RefSeq, a predicted model, not a curated record